AUGGUUUCAGAGAUGAAGGUUGAAGUCAUUCACAAGGAAACAAUUGAACCAUCCUCUCCAACUCCUCACCACCUUAAAAAAAUCAAACUCUCUGUUUUUGAUCAGUUUCAACCCGAAAUUUAUACCCCACUACUUCUCUUCUAUCCCAGUACUAGUGAUGAGGGCAAUAUUGAUCACAAAUCUUUGUUUGCUGAAAAAUCCAAGCUUCUAAAGAGAUCAUUAUCUGAAGCCCUCACUCAUUUUUACCCCUUUGCAGGGGAAUUCGUAUAUAAUGCCUCGAUCACCUGCAAUGACCACGGGGCUGCAUUUCUGGAAGCGCAAGUCAACUGUCCCAUAUCGAAGAUUUUGGAGAAACCCGAUUUUCAGGUCCUAAAUCAAUUUCUUCCAACCGCUAUAGAAUCCAAACAAGCCGAAGCAGGCUAUAUUCUACUAGUUCAGGCCAGCUUGUUUGAAUGUGGUGGAUUGGCAAUUGGAGUCAGCAUUCUACAUAAGGUCGCCGAUGCCUCUACCCUCAGCGCAUUCAUCAAAAGAUGGGCUGCAAUUGCACUUGGCUCGGCAAGUACUACUGAUCAUGUAGAAUUUGGUGUUGCAUCUUCUCUUUUCCCUCCCCUGGAUUUCUUCAGCUCACCCCAGUUUUCAAUGAUACUUUCUAACAAAAACUGUAUAACAAAGAGAUUUGUAUUUGAUGCCUCAAAGAUUGCUGCUCUCAAGUCCAAAGCUGCCACCACAGUGCCAAACCCCACACGGGUUGAAGUAGUGUCUGCGCUCAUUUGGAAAUGCAUAAUACAAGCAUCCAGAUCAAAGUUGGGUGUUAUAAAGCCAUCUAUGUGGUGUCCGGUUGUGAAUAUGCGCAAGAGAUCGCCACGGGGCUUGGCAGAAAACAUAUUGGGGAAUUUUGUGUGGGUGUUUGCAGCAAUGGCAAUGGAAAGUGAGGUAAAAUUUGAAAGCUUGGUUGUUAAACUCAGGAAAGGCAUUGAGCAGUACAAGGAAAAGUAUCCGAAUGGUGUUACUGGUGAGGAUAUAUUUCAAGCCAUUAAAGGGUCUGGCAACCUCACGGAAAGGGAUGAUUUAGAAACCAAUAGUUGCAGCAGCUGGUGUAGGCUUCCCUUGUACGAAACCGAAUUUGGAUGGGGAAAGCCAUCGUGGGUGAGUACUCGUAGUACAGUCAAGAAUACAAUUAUGUUGAUGGAUUUGAGCGAUGGGGAAGGCAUAGAAGCGUCGGUGACGUUGAAAGAAGAAGACAUGACCAUAAUUGAAAGCAAUGAGGAGCUGCUUGCAUACGCUUCUCUAAAUCCAACUGUCAUUUAA
Messenger RNA from Prunus armeniaca (apricot), 1308 nucleotides. The record is from the annotation of a GenBank genome assembly. NCBI's taxonomy places the organism in Eukaryota, Viridiplantae, Streptophyta, Magnoliopsida, Rosales, Rosaceae.